AUGGUAAAGACGCAGAUAUGGGAAAAACUCCAAUAUAGGAAUAACGCAAAUAUUGGAAAAACACAAAUAUUGGAAAUACAAAUAUGGGAAAAACGCAAAUAUGGGAAAAAGUCAAAUAUGGGAAAAAUGCAAAUAUGGGAAAAACACAUGUAUGGGAAAAACGCAAAUAUGGGAAAAACACAAAUAUCGGAAAAACGCAAAUAUGAAAAAACGCAAAUAUGGGAAAAACGCAAAUAUGUGAAAAACCCAAAUAUGGGGAAAACAAAAUAUGGGAAAGAUGCAAAUGUGGCAAAAACUAAAUAUGGGAAAUAUGCAAAUAUGGGAAAAACGCAAAUAUGGACAAACACAAAUAUGGGGAAACUAAAGUGUAGGAAAGACUCAAAUAUGGGAAAAACAAAAAUAAGGGACAAACGCAAAUAUGGGACAACUGGAAAUAUGGGAUAA
This is a messenger RNA of Schistocerca americana (American grasshopper), 444 nucleotides long. RefSeq lists its product as uncharacterized. The coding region runs from base 1 to 444 and encodes 147 amino acids. The transcript has 2 exons. NCBI's taxonomy places the organism in Eukaryota, Metazoa, Arthropoda, Insecta, Orthoptera, Acrididae. The record is from RefSeq and is a predicted model, not a curated record.